AUGGCGUGGUCGUCGUCGGCGCAGGCGCAGGCGCCGUCGGAGCAGCUGUGCGAAGGGGCGGCGGCCGUCGUGGCGGCGCGCCAGGGGAUGGAGACGCCGCUGACGGCGGUGGCGGAGGCGUUCGAGGAGCUGGCGCGCGGGAUGGAGGCCGACAGCGGGGAGCUCCGCCUCGCGCCCUUCAGCGACACCUGCGCCCUCGUCUCCGUGCUCUUCAGCAGCCUCGGGAUGGCCUUCAGGUUCGCCGAGAUGGAGUACGUUACCAAGGUGAACGAUCUCAUCGGUGCUGGCAAGUCGUACCGCACGCUGAGCGACAUCCUCGACAAGGACAUCCAGAAUGACUGCGUGAAGAAGCAGGGAAGCCACUCCCGGAACCUGCGCAGGGUCCGCCUCGGCCUCGGCCUCAUCAAGGCCCUCUUCGAGCAAUUCCUCGCCACCGAGGGUUCAUUGUAUGAUGCUGCUACGACAGCUUACGGGCAGGUCUGCGCGCCGUUUCAUAGCUGGGCGAUCAGGAAGGCUGUUGGUGCUGGCAUGUACACUCUUCCAACCAGGGAGCAGUUGAUAGUGCGGCUGAACGAAACUGAUUUCUCGGUGCAGAAGGAGAUGAGGAGAUACAUUGAUGCUUCGAGUCCUAUCAUAGAGUACAUCGAUAACCUUUUCCUCUCGAGGAACAUUAGCCUAGAUUGGUGA
This is a messenger RNA of Miscanthus lutarioriparius, 687 nucleotides long. NCBI's taxonomy places the organism in Eukaryota, Viridiplantae, Streptophyta, Magnoliopsida, Poales, Poaceae. The record is from the annotation of a GenBank genome assembly.